Messenger RNA from Motacilla alba alba, 16194 nucleotides. It is a transcript of the gene UNC13B, whose product is annotated as unc-13 homolog B. Gene Ontology annotation, cellular component: terminal bouton; presynaptic membrane; presynaptic active zone cytoplasmic component. Gene Ontology annotation, biological process: dense core granule priming; synaptic vesicle priming; synaptic vesicle maturation. Bases 622 to 14481 code for a protein of 4619 amino acids. Gene Ontology annotation, molecular function: calcium ion binding; diacylglycerol binding; syntaxin-1 binding. The record is from RefSeq and is a predicted model, not a curated record. Lineage: Eukaryota; Metazoa; Chordata; Aves; Passeriformes; Motacillidae. The transcript is spliced from 46 exons.
UGAGGGCAGAGCUCACAGCAGUUUACCUCUUCCUUAGGAGGGGACGCAGAAGGACAGGUACUCCAGUGACAGGACCUGAGGGAAUGGCCUGAAGUUGCGUCAAGGGAGGUUUUUGUUGGAUUUUAGGAUAAAGCUCUUUACCCAGAGGGUGGUUGGCACUGCAACAGGCUCCCCAAGGGAGUGGUCACAGCACUAUGCCUGCCAGAGUUCAAAACGCGUAUGAACAAUGCUCUCAGGCACAUGGUGGGAUUUUUGGCUUGAGCUGUGCAGGGCCAAGAGCUAGACUCGAUGAUCCCUAAGGGUUUCCCUACACAUUCCUUGAUUCUUACGCUAGCACACCAGAACCUGUCCGAGCACUCCAGCGAAGACGCAUCCAGGGCGUUCCUCCCCCAUCGAGUUCCCUCACCUUUCGGGAGUGAAACAAAAGCCGGAAAAGAAGAGACGCUAAGCAACAAAGCCCCGCGCCCGAGCGCAGCCCGGCCGGCCGCGGGCUUCCCCUGACGCGUCCGUCGUCACUGGGCCCUGCCCCGGCGGGACGGCCCCGCCCCGGCUGAGGCGCCGCCGCCGCCCGGUGUCCGCGGGGCGGCAUGAGGAGAGCUGGGGGCGGCUGCCGGGGCCGCCAUGUCGCUGCUGUGCGUGCGAGUGAAAAAAGCUAAACUCCAUGGACCACCAGAUAAAUUCAAUACAUAUGUGACCUUGAAAGUGCAAAAUGUGAAGAGCACGACAGUGGCCGUGCGAGGUGACCAGCCCUGCUGGGAACAGGAUUUUAUGUUUGAGAUCAAUCGGCUGGACCUGGGCCUAAUUGUGGAAGUAUGGAACAAAGGACUGAUAUGGGACACCCUGGUUGGGACCGUGUGGAUUGCUCUGAAGGCCAUUCACCAAUCUGAUGAGGAAGGUCCUGGGGAGUGGUCUACGCUGGAGGCAGAAGUUGUAAUGAAACAUGAUGAAAUCUGUGGAACCAAAAACCCAACUCCUCAUAAGAUUUUGCUGGACACAAGAUUUGAAUUACCUUUUGAUAUCCCUGAAGAAGAGGCCAGAUACUGGACCAGAAAAUUAGAACAAAUAAAUUCACUGGGAGAUGAUGAGUAUCCCUUUCAGGAGGAAGUCCAGAAGAAACCAUUGCCCAGUGCUGCCUCCCAGUGUUGCAACUGGAGUUAUUUCGGAUGGGGAGAGCAGCUGACCUUUGAAGAUGCUGACAGUGCCGUGGAUGACCGGGACAGUGACUACCGCAGCGAGACGAGCAACAGCAUCCCCCCUCCGUACCACACCACCGUGCAGCCCAACGCCUCCGUGCACCAGUUCACGGGCCCGGCUCGCCUGCAGCAGCAGGGAGUCCUGCGGGAUUCCUGUGCCGACUCCCUCCAGAAUUAUGAUCUGGAUUAUCGGGAGCAUGUGGCCGCCAGACAAGGAUCUCUAGCUAGAAAUGAAAGAGUCAGGAUCAUUCCAUUUGACACUGAAGAUGGAGAAGAAGAACAGGAGAGUAACUAUGAAGAACUAGGAAAACUGUUAAUAGAGGAUUUCUUAGAAAAAACUCAUAAAACUAGAAGUUGGCAUGAGAAAAAUGUGAAAAAGACGCAAACUCUCUCAAAAAGAGAAAAUUUAAAUCACUGUGAAAGAUCAAGGUACUGCCAAAAUGUGUGUCUGGAGUCAGGGUAUGUAGAUGUCCCUAGAUAUCCUCAGGAAUAUGAUACAAUUGAUAGAAGAAGGAAAAAGAAAUUGCGAUACAGUUUUGAAGAGAGAGAACGAAUAAGUGUGCAAAGAAAUGGAAGUCUGCAGUUUCCUGGGGAGAAAACAGCUUAUUUCAACGGUGUGGCAGCUGAUUCUGAACUCAUUGAUGAUUUCCCAGUGUAUGAUAGAGUUAGAAAAUAUGCCAGGAAUUCUGAAGGUAAGGAGUUGCCUGCUUAUCCAGUCCUGCGUCCAUACAAAAACGGGUUAAUGGUUAAAAGUGGCAAGUUGUCCACCAAGCAGGGGAUAAACCAUGAGGACUCACUUCACUUGAGUAACACUGAGGACAUGAAACACACGAGGAUGCUAGAGAACACUUUUGUGCCUGUCGAUGUCCUUGAGGAAUUUGACAGCAGUGCUUCUGAUGAGUUCCAGUACUCGCCUGUUUCAGAUGAUGAAAUGGGGGAACUUCCAAGAAGAUGGUAUGAUUCUGACAUCAGCCAUUUGAGAAACAUAACUGCUAAUUUCCCUGCAAAUAUGGGCUCCCAGUCAAAAGAUAGCUCUGAUAAAAACCGUAAAACUAAAGAGAGCAAGCGUGAUCAUCCUGUGCAAGACUUAACACUGUCGCCUGUUGAAGAACCCAAUGAGGAGUACAUAGACACAAUGGAUGAACUUCAGUGUCUGGUAGAAUCAGUCUCUGAAUAUUUGGCUGAAAAGGAGGAAGAAAUCAGCAAAUUUGGUACAUUGCCAGAAACAAAAAGAAAUGUUGAGAAUGUGCCACUGAAGCAGGAUAAUGCUGAUAAUUCAGCAGAAGCUAAAAAAUCUGAGCAGACCAAACAUCUUGCUGCAGAGGAGAGUACCAAAGGCAAAUCUGAAUCUCUUCCGGACUUGUCAGGUGUGAAAAAUACAGUGAAUUCCCUCUUCAGCUCUUUCACAGAGAAGGUGGGGUCAAGCACAAAGCAACUCACAGCAUCUGUUGAAAAACUUGUGUCUUCCACUCCAGAGAAUACAGAAAACAAAAACUCAUCAGAAGGUGGAAUCUUGAAUGUAUUUACCAGUAAGGCUAAAAGUGAGAGUUCUGCUUCUGGAGGGGCAGCAGAUAGCAAAUCUGACACUAAGUUCUCCAUUCAGUCUUUGCUACCAUCCCAGGUAAGCAGUGAUAAAAGAGCCCAGAACUCCAACAAGCCAGAAGCCACUGAGACAGACAGUAAGGCUUCUGCACCACAUCCUCCCCAGCAAACACAAGGAAAUUCUGCCGACAGCCAGCAAAACCAGCAUUCAGUUGUGAAUUCAGUUCUAGGCAUGUUUAAUCCUUUAAAGAUCUUCUCUGAGAAGGAAGUGCCAAAACAAGAAGUUACAAAAGAGGAGCACACCAAGGACAGCCAUGCUGUGAAAGCUGAGGAGGCAAAAAGGAGCGAAGCACCAUCUGGACAGAUGUCAGCCAGGACCAGCAGCACUGUUCCAGAGACACAGAAAAGUGAGACCAGAAGUGAGGCAGAGGUAAAUGCAAAUAGCACUUCUGUGUCUUCCAUCUUUGGCAGGCUCACAAACUCAGUCAGUUCCUUCAGUCUGAAAGCCAAUCUUGAUGGUCUCUUGGCUCCCAAGCAGCCAGAUGUGCCACAGAAGCAACCAGAUUUGCAUCCUAUUACAAGUCAGCCAGGUGCUGCUUUGGUAGAGGGUGCAUCCACAGCCAGGAUCCAGCCUCCUGCAAAUCACCCAGAGGAUCAGCAUCCUGCAGGCCAUGGGCUGGCAAACAAGCAAAACAGAGGUAAUGUGGAACCUAAGUCACAGCCUCAAGAUCAGGGUACAGCAUCUGAAAGCUUUUUUAGCCCACUCAAAAAGUCUUUCAGUCAAUUGUUGCUUCCUUCUGCUGAACAACAGAAGAGAGAAAAUACGUCUGAACAUUUUAAAGACCAUAAGUCUGAGGAGGAUAUGAAACAAAAUAGUUCAUCAAAGGAAGACCACUCGUUUCCUUUCACUGGAAAACUUCCUUUUAUCAGUGGGCUGGGUUCAUCAGCAAAGCAGGAACAGAGGAAUGAGAAGGGAGGCUUUAUGUCAUCAUUAUUUAAAUUUUCUUCUGCAGAAAAUCUAGCACCUACACAGCAUCAAAAAAGUCAUCAGGGUUCUAGUGGCAGUCCCCUGCAUGAAAGCAGAAACAGUAAUUCAGGAAAUGCUGUUUCAGUAAAAUCUAGCUCAGUUCCAAAUUUGUCAAACAAUAAGGAGGAACUUUUACAAAGGAGAAACAUGACUAAAGAAAACCUAUCUGCUGUCCAGGUAAACAGAGAAAAACACCAGGAUAGUGCCUCUGCUACCCUUAAGGCCAAAGAAGAGCAGCAGAAAUCUAAGAGUACUCAAGAAGAACCUAGAAAUGUAAAAGGAGGACUGAUGAAAGAGGGAGUAAAUGCAGGAAACUUAAGUAAAGGCUCAGUUGAAUCCACCUCUUCAGCCAAAGGGGCAGAAGCUCCAAGUACAGAUGAUACUCAGAAGAAGCAGACAACAGGUUUUCUUUCUGGCUUCCUUCACAUUUCUUCAAAUGAAAAUACAGCAAAUAAUCAAGAUUCAACUGCAAAAAGUGAGGGUGAUAGCCAGAAAAACACUUCUCAUGGAUUAUUUUCUGGCUUAUUAAGGUUUGCGUCAAGUGAAAACUUGUCUGAAUCUAAGCAAGAGAAGACAAAACCAAAUUCUCUGGGCUUCAUGAAGCUUUUUGAUAGAGGUGAGGAUUCUAGCUUGGAGACAAAACCCAGUAAUUCAGGAAUGGAUUCUGACCAUCAAAGCAGCACUGGAGAAAAGCAGGAAGCUUCCAGCUUCUUAAAAAAUCUGCUGCCAAAACCAAAGGAGAAGCAGGAUAAUGUGAAAACAGUGGAAUCUUCCACUACUGACCACCUAUCUAGUGCAAGAGUAAAUGAAACAACUGAGCCUCAUCUUCCCCACAGUGGACAUUCUGUGCUCCCUGAGGCCCUAAAUCUGCAAGCCAAUGUACAGGACUUGUCUGGAAAGCCUAUAAAUAGUAGGCAUAUUCCUCACCAGGAUGCAGACUCUAAAAUUCUUCCAACUCCUUUAAACAAAGGGUCAAAUGAAUCUCUCAAUUUGACUAAUAAAAGCUAUAACCCCAUGGAGCAGUAUUCAGCUUAUCAGGAAACAAAGAGCCAUUCUAGCUUUGAAUGGGAAUAUGAAGUGGGCAGUCUGGCUGAUGCUCAUGGAAUAGCAGUACCAGUUUACUAUGUGUUAAACCAGAACCCUGUUCUGCCCCCUCAGUUCUUGGACUGGCCUGAAAAUGAUGUGGUAGUGAAUCUUUGCAAAAAGGAUGGGAAUGCAAAUGUGAUGGAUUGGCAGACUAAUGCCAAUUUUGAUGGACAGAGUCUAGAUUUAAGUGCAAUGUCAUAUGAAUCAUUUGACCAGUUAACGUUCCAAGACAUUUGUUUGGAAGAAAGCGAUGCAUGGACUGCUAAUUCUCUCAGUGAAAGUUACAGUAACUUUCCACCCUUUGAAAGAGAUGGCAGUUACUCAUUUGAAGAGUUGCCCAUGGAUUUGAGCUACUCCUCUGGCUGUGAUGGAACGAUGUGGACACUAAUUGACCAAGACACUUUAAGUAUGGAUGAAGGCGUAAUGUACUCAUCCUAUAGCCGGGAGUAUCAGGAAUGGAUAAUGAUGCUUGAGCAGGGUGUGUGGUGGCCAUCAGAAGAUGGUGAUUGUGGAUACUACAUGUACAGUGACAAUCAGUAUGUGUAUUCCCUGCUCACUGAUCCCACUGGACAGUAUGUCUAUGUGUGUGCUCCUGAAACUUACUCCUACAUGGACUGCUGGGAUUAUAAUUUCCAGAUGGAUUCCAUUCCAAGAGCUGUGCUGGAAGACAGCACAAUUGCUGUUUGUGGUUUCAAAGUCCCUCUUGGCAGUGAAGAUGAACUGUUUUGGUUUGCUGAAGAAGAGUGUCUAGAUGAUUAUACAACAAAUAAACCCCUGGAUUUGUCAGUAGCUUUGCAGAGGAGUGACCAGCUAAUGAAUAUGAACUUGGAAACUUUUUCUCAAAUGUUUGAGGAGUCAAUUUAUUAUCAGAGAGAGCAGCCAUUAGACUUUUCAGGUUAUAAACUUCAAAAACUCAAAGUAGAUUUCAGACCUGAGAAGGAAACCCCAAAUCAUUCAGAGGAACCUCCAUUAACCCUUGAUCUCAGAACACAUUCCAGGGCAGCUUUCAAUAAAUCUCUGAGUAAGGAAGUCCACACCAAGGAAGUUGGUAAGGCUGUCCCAGUGACAACUUCUGGGAGUGGGUCAUCAGGAUUCUUUGGAUUCCAGCUGUUUCAGUCUACUCCUAAAGCUGAAGAAAUUGCAGCAUCUACUGAAAGAGUAACAGAAGCAAAAAAGACUGAGGAAGAUAAGAAAACACCAGUGAACAAAGUUAGCUCCUUAUUUUCUGCUUUGGGUGGGCUAAUUGGAAAGUCUACAAGCCCUGGCUCUGAGAUGUCAGAAGAUUCUACCUCAAAGAGAACAGACACACGGUCAAUAUCAUCUGAAAAUAAGGCUGACAUUUUAUCACUUACACCAAAUAAAAAGUUAGAUGAAGAACAAGGUGGGCAGAAGUUUCCUGUUACAUCAGAACCAAGAAGAAAUACUUUGUCAGAACUUAAUUUGGAGGCUGCUAGAAACGAAAAGCCAGAAUUACACCAGACUGAAAACAUCCAUGUUAAAAAACCAGGAUUAACAAGAUCUCCUUCUAUACUGAGCCAAACUGCUGUGGAUGGCAGGCCCAUACGGGAAGAGAGACCUGUUAAAGCAACUCCAGCUUCCAGGCGUCUUGAAAGGCAUGCAGCCAUUAAUGAACCAAGUCAGCCACAGCCAACUCCGAGCCAACCAGCCACUGAGCCUGAGGAGACGUUAUUUAAAAGUGCGCUGAAAUUGUUCAGUCUUGGAGAAGAUUCUCCUGCAACCUCAACUGCCAACAAACCCCAAUCUUCUGGAUUUUUUGAUUUCUUUAAAACACAAGUAAGCAAAGUGCCACAGCCAUCACCAGAACUGGAGAAGAGGCAAAGUAAUAAACCAGCAGAGGUGAAAGAGCCAGAACAGAAGGAAACCUCUGGCAUCUCAUCUUUAUUUGGAUCCCUCGGAGAUCUCUUCAAAGUGGAGCCUGUGUCUCCUCAACCAACGUCAAGUACUACAACUCUGCCAAAACCCAACAGCAGAACUGUGACUGAGCCAAGGCAGAAACCUGAGAAGACUGGGGGUCUUCAGAGUGCCAGUAUGCCAUGUCUGUCCUCCACCCCCAAGGAAGAGGUGAAAACAGAAGGCAUGGACAAGCAGGUGUCUCUUAGCCCCAGGGUGCAAGAGGAACAACAAAGUAAAAAAGCUGUGGAGGAGUCUCCUGAGAGUAAAAAAGUGCCUCCUGGAAAUGUUUCACAGAAACCAGUGAGUGUAGGUCCCAGAGGAAGCCAGCUGGGCCAGCCAACUAGGCAACAAAGCAGCACACCCAUGGUCACACCAAAGCAACAGGGAGGUCGUGUAGGAGACACAGCUAAUCGGGCAAAACCAAAGCCAGACCACACGCCCAAAGAGUCGGGUUUCAGUUUGCCGUUCAGCUUCUCUGAUAUCACUGCUCCGAAAUCCCAGCCAGCCAGUAAGAGCAUAUUCUCCUUCUUCACUGGAUCAGAUGAACCAAAGCCUUCACCAGCUGCUGCUGCUCCUGCUGGUGGGAAGCAACAAGAAACAGAGGGGCUGUUUCAUCUGCCCUCCUUCUUCUCCAGUGGUCCAGCUCCUGAAAAGAGUGUACCUCAAAGAAGUACUAGUUUUAGCUUCUUCAAUUUGACAUCCUUUUUGGAUGAAAAGCCACAAACUACUCCAGGACAGGAAAAAAUAACUAAACCAGUGAAUUCUAAGCCACCAGCUGCUCCUAGACAGGAGAGUAAUACAAAACCAGCUAAAACAGUGAGUGCUAAACCAUGUAUGAAGCAAAGUGUUCCCACCGACUCUGGUGUCAAAACCAGCAGUUCCACCAUGCAACAAGAUUCACACAAUAAAAAAGAAGUUGAUGAUAUUAUUGCAGCAGUGACUGGCAAACAAACGUCUAAUGACCUCAUGAUCUCAGAAAAUAAAUCAGAAAAGCUGGCCGUGGACAAUGUAGAAAGUAUUUCUGCAGUAGCUGAAGAGAGUGGUUUAGAAAAGCUUCCUCAGACCAGUGGAGAGAAUGACUUAGGAAAGCUUCCACAGGCCAGUGGAGAGACUGGCUUAGAGAAAAUUCCACAGGCCAGUAAAGAGAGUGGCUUAGAGAAGAUUCCACAGGCCAAUGAAGAGAGUGGCUCAGAAAAGCCUCCUCAGGCCAGUGAAGAGAGUGGCUUAGGAAAGCUUCCACAGACCAAGGACACUGUAGUAACCAGCUUGUCUGCUCCUGGUCCUUGCCUUCAGACUCCCGCUCUGCAGGAGGGUUCUCACAACCAACAGAGUAUUUCCCCAAGGGCAGAAGAAGAUGCUUUGGGUAAAAUGGAGAAAAUGGACAGUGUUGCAUUUCCUACUGAUGAAGAGCCUUAUUCUUCCAAAGAGCAAACUUCUGAAAAGGUUGAUCAUAGCAUGGCCUCAGGUGAUAAGAUGGAUUCCCAGGGUCUAAAUGACUUAAAUAGUAUGAGUGACUUGAAAAAUGAAGUGGUCUCUGAAGAAGUAUGUGUACAGAAUGAGUUGCCAGAACAAAAAGUACCUGAACAAACUGACAGAUUACAAAGGGCACAACAGCCACAUGUUCCUCCUAAAAUGCCAGAGGCACCUAAUUUGCAAAGCAAACCAAAGGAACCUGAGAGUGAUAAAUCGGUUCUGGAUUCUUCAGUUGAAAUGUUUUCAAGUUUCAUGACAAAAAUGAAACCACCUAAAACAUUUUCUGGUUUCUUUUCUCAACCUCAAGCUACUGCGCCUCCACCUGCACAGAAGAGGAGCUCCUCUUUCUUUGGUUUCUCAUCCCUCCCAAGUGGCCCAGCACCAGCUUUCACAAAUGAUAUAUUUGGCAUCUUCAAAGGUCCAAAAGAAUCUCCAAAAGAGAUGCCUCCAAAAUCCACCCCUAAACCUCAAAGCACUGGUGCAAAAGAUGUCACUGGGUCUGUUCCAGCAAAAGACUCUAGGGAGCCAGAAAAUACAGCUGCAACCAGAGAGUCUAAAAGAGAUGUCUCUACCUCUGUGAAGAAGGAUGUAGUAGCUGCUUCAACAGAAGAGAACUCCACAGGAGAGUCUCCUAUGAAAACAGAAACUGAGGAGAAAAAGAACUUGGAAAGCUCUAAAGAGGAACCUUUGAGUGCCACUCCAGAAACAGGAGUCUCCAGUGAGAAUGAAACCCUUGAGCUGCAGCAGGAUAGUGAAGCACAGCCGUCUGAGGUGGUAGAUGCUCUCCCAUGCCAGUCUGAUCUCAGUGGUGCAGCUGAUACAGUGCAGACUGACACCAGUGACCAGGCUGAUGUAGGUAGUCUCCAGCCAGAUGUGGGGCCUUCUGGUGUAGCAGAGGUAGAAGCUGCUCCUGCAGACAAGGCAGCCUCUGACAUCCUUCGCGCUGGCUCUACUGAUGAGCUCGCACUGGAAAUGGAAGCCCAAACUAACAGGGCAGACACAAACCUUUCCCAGUUAGAUGAGAGUGCUACACUUGAAUCAGAGCCUGCUGUUGCAGGGGAUCAGGUCAAUGCUGGUAUUGAUCAGCAGGACUUGAUCGGUAGUAAUGAUAGCAAACCCACAGCUCCAGCUGAUGAAUCCAGUGUUCAUCUGCCUGAGCUGCAUGAAGAGAAGACAAGUGAGGUAGAAAAGCAAGCUGCUGAACAGGAAAAACAUUUAACAGUUGAGGAGGUGCCUGCAGAAGGGAUUGCUUCCAAAUCUGACUUGAAGAAACAGGGUAAAGCUAAUAAUGUUGCACCAGAUGCAAGCAGUAGUAAACCUGUCUUUGAAAUACCGAACAUACCCAGUUUGCCAAAAUUUGGCUUUAUGUCAUCUUCUGAUAGUGGAAAACCUUUUGGGUCGUUCUUCUCUCAACAGCCACCUUCUGCUAAUAAAGCAGGAGCAGAUGAGGGCCUCGUGUCCAGUUUUAAGAAACUGUCUAUGUCUCUGUUUGAAGGAGGUGGUGAAGAAAAGGUGAGUAAGCCAGAGAGUGCCCAAGGGGCAGUAUUUGGGAAAAAGCUAGAUUUCUCCUUUCCCUGGCAAAAAGACAUCAAGGAGACCUCUGCCAAAAAGGAACCACAUGCACCACCACAGGCUUUGUCAAAACCAGAUGACAAGGUGUUAGGAACAGUCAGUUCAGAAGAAAACUCAAAAUCUGCAGUCUCGGAUCAAGUGACUGACGCAAAUAUAGAAGUGAAGUUGUCUUCAAAGCAGCCUGACGCUGUAGACAAUGAACGUUCUGAAGAGCCAUCUGGUGCAAGCACUGUUGAUACAUCCAACAAAGAGCUGGGAGAGAAGCUUGAUAAAGAGUCAGAAGAUCAACAGAAUGUGAUUUCAGGUGAACUGCAGAAAGAAGAUCAGGCAGAGGAGCGCGUGCCAGACAAGCCUGAGGAGAGAGAAACAGGGCUUGAUUCGGCUCCUGAUGGAGCAGUACUGCAUCCUGACACACUGGCUGCAGAUCUGCAUAGCGUGGAACAACUGAAUGAGAAAAGUCCUGCUGGCAGUAGUAGAUAUGGCUCCUCUUGCAAUGUCAGCCAGGAAAGCUCUCACCUCAGUGAGCUGGAACAUUCCCAUGAAAGUGCCCACGGCUCUGAGCAGGAGGAUGAUCACCAGGAAAGGCAGUCAAAUCACUCUUACCACAGUUCAAGCAGCUACCAGAAGGAUGGUCAGGCGUGGCUCAAGGAGCAAGAGGAGCCUCAUGGCAAAGGAGAGGAGGAGAAGGUCUGCAAAACGGAGGAAAAGCCUGCAGACCAUUCUGCAGCUGUGUUACCUCUGGAACUUGAGAAGCCCAAGGAUGUUGAUACAGGAGUCCAAAUGAGCUACCAGGGUGACAUCGAGCCACCACCGUUUCCUCCAGCAAGAGCCCGUUGGAUUAGAGCUAUUAGCAAAGUCCGACUGCAGCUUCAACAGGACCAAGAUGAGGCUGAUCCGUCAAAACCACCCUGGCUCAAAGGAGGGCCUGCAGGUGGUCUCUAUGGCAUCGAUAGCAUGCCUGAUCUACGCAAAAAAAAGCCAAUUCCACUUGUCAGUGAUCUGGCCAUGUCACUGGUUCAGUCCCGAAAAGCCGGAAUUACCUCAGCAAUGGCUACUAGAACCUCUCUCAAAGAUGAAGAGCUGAAAUCUCAUGUCUAUAAGAAGACCUUGCAAGCCUUAAUUUACCCCAUCUCUUGUACAACCCCACACAACUUCGAAGUGUGGACAGCCACAACUCCUACCUACUGCUACGAGUGUGAGGGGCUGCUGUGGGGCAUCGCGCGGCAGGGAAUGCGCUGCGGGGAGUGCGGGGUCAAGUGCCACGAGAAGUGCCAAGACCUGCUCAAUGCUGACUGCCUGCAGAGAGCAGCAGAGAAGAGCUCAAAGCAUGGAGCUGAAGAUCGGACCCAGAAUUUCAUCAUGGCCAUGAAGGAUCGCAUGAAAAUCCGGGAGCGGAACAAGCCUGAGAUCUUCGACUUGAUCAGAGAUGUGUUUUGUGAGAGCAAAAUGACACAUGCUCAGCAGAUGAAGACAGUGAAACAGAGCGUGCUGGAUGGUACCUCAAAAUGGUCAGCAAAGAUCACGAUCACUGUGGUGUGUGCUCAGGGUCUGCAGGCCAAAGACAAGACCGGGUCCAGUGAUCCAUAUGUAACUGUUCAAGUGGGUAAAACAAAGAAGAGGACAAAAACGAUCUUUGGGAAUCUGAACCCUGUAUGGGAAGAGAAGUUUUACUUUGAGUGCCAUAAUUCCUCUGACCGGAUCAAGGUGCGAGUGUGGGACGAAGAUGAUGACAUCAAGUCUCGUGUCAAGCAGAGGCUGAAACGCGAGUCAGAUGAUUUCCUGGGGCAAACAAUCAUUGAAGUUCGCACUCUGAGCGGAGAAAUGGAUGUGUGGUACAACCUUGAGAAGCGAACAGAUAAGUCUGCAGUGUCCGGGGCUAUUCGCCUGCAAAUCAGUGUGGAGAUUAAAGGCGAGGAGAAAGUGGCUCCGUAUCAUGUUCAGUACACUUGCCUUCAUGAGAAUCUCUUUCACCAUCUCACAGAUGUGCAAGGGAAUGGGGUGGUGAAGAUCCCUGAUGCCAAAGGAGAUGAUGCAUGGAAGGUUUAUUUUGAUGAGACAGCCCAAGAGAUUGUGGAUGAAUUUGCAAUGCGUUAUGGCAUUGAGUCAAUAUACCAGGCCAUGACGCAUUUUGCAUGUCUCUCCUCUAAAUACAUGUGCCCAGGCGUGCCAGCUGUGAUGAGCACCUUACUUGCCAAUAUCAAUGCUUAUUAUGCACACACCACUGCCUCCACAAAUGUGUCUGCUUCGGACCGCUUUGCAGCCUCCAAUUUUGGGAAAGAACGAUUUGUAAAGCUUCUGGAUCAGCUUCAUAAUUCACUUCGGAUUGAUCUCUCAAUGUACAGGAAUAACUUCCCAGCCAGCAGCCGUGAGCGGCUGCAGGACCUGAAAUCUACAGUGGAUUUGCUGACCAGCAUCACUUUUUUCAGGAUGAAGGUCCAAGAGCUGCAGAGUCCACCUCGAGCUAGCCAGGUGGUGAAGGACUGUGUAAAAGCUUGCCUCAAUUCCACCUAUGAGUACAUUUUCAACAACUGUCAUGAGCUGUACAGUCGGGAGUACCAGACAGAUCCUAACAAAACUCAGGACCUUCCUGCUGAGGAACAGGGCCCCAGCAUCAGAAACCUUGAUUUCUGGCCCAAGCUCAUCACUUUGAUAGUUUCCAUCAUAGAAGAGGACAAGAAUUCUUAUACUCCAGUCCUGAAUCAGUUUCCUCAGGAGCUUGCAGUUGGGAAGAUCAGCGCAGAGGUGAUGUGGAGUCUUUUUGCCCAGGAUAUGAAAUAUGCCAUGGAAGUUCUGGAUAACAUGAGCUCAUUCACCUCACCAAGUGCCCCUCCUUUCUUUCGAAUACGUAAAGUUCUCUUUUACGGUGAGCAUGAGAAACACAGACUGUGUAAAAGUGCGGACUACAUGAAUUUACACUUCAAAGUGAAGUGGCUGUACAAUGAAUACGUUCGUGAUCUGCCUGCCUUCAAGGGAAAAGUGCCUGAAUAUCCAGCGUGGUUUGAGCAGUUUGUGAUGCAGUGGCUGGAUGAAAAUGAAGAUGUUUCCUUAGAUUUCCUGCACGGUGCUCUGGAGAGAGAUAAAAAAGAUGGGUUCCAGCAAACAUCCGAGCAUGCUCUGUUCUCUUGCUCAGUGGUGGAUGUUUUCACCCAGCUCAACCAGAGCUUUGAGAUCAUUAAGAAGCUGGAGUGCCCAGACCCUGUCAUUGUUGCCCACUACAAUAGGAGGUUUGCUAAGACUAUUGGGAAAGUGCUGAUGCAGUAUGCCGACAUACUCUCCAAGAGCUUUGAGUCCUACUGUUCCAAGGAGAAACUGCCCUGCAUCCUGAUGAACAACAUCCAACAACUGCGGGUGCAGCUGGAGAAGAUGUUUGAAGCCAUGGGUGGUAAAGAGAUUCAGGAAGAUGAAGAAAAGCCUGCUGAUGCUGAUUUGGAUGCAGAAGCAAGUGACCAUCUCAAAGAGCUCCAGGUGAAGCUGAACAAUGUUUUGGACGAGCUCAGUGCAGUGUUUGGUAACAGCUUUCAGACACGGAUUGAUGAGUGUGUCAAGCAAAUGUCUGAUAUCCUCUGUCAAGUGAAAGGAACAGCAAAUUCUGCUGCUAAUGCCAGAAACACAGUUGCACAAGAUGCAGAUAAUGUCCUGAGGCCACUGAUGGACUUCCUGGAUGGAAACCUGACACUGUUUGCAACUGUGUGUGAAAAGACAGUGUUGAAACGGGUGCUGAAAGAGCUCUGGAGGGUGGUAAUGAACACCAUGGAGAAGCUGAUUGUGCUGCCUCCUCUUACAGACCAUACGGGCACACAGUUGAUUUUCAGUGCUGCUAAGGAACUGGGACACUUGUCAAAGUUGAAGGAUCAUAUGGUGAGAGAAGAAACCAGGAGCCUCACUCCAAAGCAGUGUGCUGUUCUGGACCUGGCACUGGAUACAAUCAAACAAUAUUUCCAUGCUGGUGGGAAUGGUCUGAAGAAAACCUUCUUGGAGAAGAGUCCAGACCUACAGUCACUUCGAUAUGCUCUCUCCCUCUACACUCAGACCACGGACACUCUCAUCAAAACGUUUGUCCAGUCUCAGACAGCUCAGGUGCAUGAUGGGAAAGGUAUAAGGUUUACCGCUAAUGAGGACAUUCUUCCUGAUAAGGGCUCCGGUGUGGAUGAUCCCGUGGGAGAAGUGUCCAUCCAGAUCGACCUGUACACCCACCCAGGAACUGGGGAGCACAAGGUCACGGUGAAAGUUGUGGCAGCCAAUGACCUGAAGUGGCAGACGUCUGGCAUGUUCCGUCCAUUUGUUGAAAUCACCAUGAUUGGGCCCCACCAGAGUGACAAGAAGAGGAAGUUCACAACCAAGUCAAAGAGCAACAACUGGGCUCCAAAAUACAAUGAAACAUUUCAUUUCAUCCUGGGGAAUGAAGAUGGCCCCGAUGCCUACGAGCUCCAAGUCUGUGUGAAGGAUUACUGCUUUGCCCGGGAGGACCGGGUUCUGGGGAUAGCAGUGAUGCAGCUCAGAGACAUAGCAGACAAAGGAAGCUGUGCUUGCUGGUGCCCCCUCGGGCGCAGGAUUCACAUGGAUGAGACUGGACUCACAAUCCUGAGGAUUCUCUCUCAGAGAACCAAUGAUGAAGUUGCCAAGGAAUUUGUGAAGCUGAAAUCUGAGUCCCGCUCCACAGAGGAAGGCACCUGAGCUGAGCUGUGUAAUGUUCCCUUUCCUCUUCUGCCUUGUGCCAAUAUGUGCAAGUGUUCAACAAUUCUUUUAUUAAUUGCAAAAGGUUUUUUUCAUGUUGUCUUUGUCAGCUCCAAUAGCGCACGUGUGCUGUAUAGGAAACAAAUCCAUCAAUCUGAUGUGAAUUAUUUAUUUUUUAGUAGCUGGGUAAGACACCGUAGAGAAUGAGACAAUCUCUUCUUAUUUAACAUGUAAAUUCUGCUUUGUGUAUAUAAAUUAUUUUAUAUUGGAGGCUGGAAUUGCUGGGUUUUGUUGAUAUGCAGCACUGUGAUUUUAUCCUCUGAAUUUGGCAGGCAUUAAAAAGGUUCUGCGUAAUCACACUAUGAUGCAAACACAACUGUGUGGAAAUUGGUAGGAGAUGAUUUGGGGGGGUUUGACAAAGCACAGUUAUCUCUCAUUGAAUUCACGUACUGUGGAGCUGCCUGGGGAUCUUCUGACACAGAUUAUGCCAACGUGAUGUAUAGACACCUCAGCAUCUGCUUAAAGAAGAAGAGGUUGCAGAUGGCUCUGAAGAUGCACACCGAAUGAAUGUAUGUCUACACAUGUGCUGCUGUGAGCUCGGGCCAGACCAGGGCCACAAGCCCGGGGUGGGGCCUGAGAUCUCAUAGCCAAAAGCUGCAAAGGCAGCACACCAAGAGCAGGCUGCAGCUGUAAUUAGCUGGUGUGUCUCGGAGAAUACAAAUCCCCACGUGCUGCUGGGAGUCCCUGAUGGCCGUGGGAGUGCUGUAAGCUGCUCGGCUCCGUAAGGCACGCUCGGGCUGCUGUGACCAACACGGUCAGGAAGGGAUCAGUGUUAGAAUCGUAGAGUUAGAGCCAUUACAAAUCACAUGGCUGCUAUGUGCUUUUUCCACUUCAAUAUUCUUUUGUUAGUGCUUGACAGAGGAUUGGAUAAUUUAAUAUUGCAGGCUUUCUGUAGCAUUUUAUUACCCUGGAGUAGCUAAGACCAUUCCUCACUAUGAACCCAGAAAUGAUGGCUUGCUUGGGAGAGAGGAACACACCUCCCCUCUGCAAGACUUCAGUCUGGAGUGCUGGUCAAGGGGCAGCACGUCCGUUUGCUUCUGAUCUUGGAGAUGCUGUUGGCCGUGCUGUGGUUAAUCCAUGCUGAUUGUCAUUAAUCUUAUAAUACCAUUGACAAUACCAUUGAAAUAUUUUUGCACUGUCUUAAAGAAGCAUCCUGCUUUUGUUUUCUUAAAAAAACAAAACACUGUCCUGAGCAAAGUAAUUGCAGGGAGGUCAGAAUUUCUGACUGAAAAUUAGUGAGCAGGAAGGUCUGGAAUGGUGAUUGCACCUGAGGCAUGUUUGUUGGAGGGUUUUUAUUGGGGAUAUUUUUGCUUUUCCAGCUGCCCUUGUGCUCUGGAAAGUGCAGCUGGAACAAGCCAGUCCUUGCCCAUAAAGUACUGUAAUACUGUCAAUAAAUUCAAGGACUGCAUAUUGAAUGACUUUUUUUUUCCUUUCUAUUUUCUCUGACACUUGUGUAGCUGUAUGAUGUGACUCCUGUAUUUCAUGGGCCUGCUUGUAGAGUUCUGAGACAGCACAUCUGCUUUGUUCUUGUCCAUGGUGUGUUAUAAUAAUGCUCUUCAAAACUCCACACUAUUUGUCAUGAUUUUGAAUCAUUGUACGUGCCAUUGUUAUGAGAACUGUUAGUAUGGUCUUUAAUAAACUCUUUUAGCAGCA